AUGCAAGACCAGUCAGAUGAUCUGUCUAGUGGGAUUCAAAAGAGUCUUCUGUUCUUUCUCAAGCGGGAGUCAUCAGAAGUAAAUAGUUCAUUGGUUAAUCGUCCUGUGGGUUGUUUCGAGGACCAAAAGAAUAAGCGAAUUUUGGAUGGUUUUUCUUAUGUGUUCAAAGAAGAUAAUUCAGUGGAGAAAUGUCGGUCCUUUUGCUAUCGUGCCGGUUUCAUUUUCUAUGGACUGGAGUUCGGACGGGAAUGCUUUUGCGGUGAUUCCAUAGUCGGAGAAUCUAUUCAUAAUUCAAGAUGUAAAGAAUACCUAUGCAGUGGAGAUCCUUCGGACGUUUUAGAGAAGCAUAUAAUGCCUAAGGCAGUGUAUCGGGAUGACGUUGAUUCAGAAGGCAAUUCAAAAGCGCCACGCAUACUGUUUUUGCUUCAGUUGAAUGGUAGAAAUGAACGUCAGGUGAAGAGACUAUUGAAAGCAUUAUACUCUCCUUACCACUAUUAUUAUAUUCACGUAGACCAACGGCAGCUGUUUUUGCUUUCAGAGAUGAAAGCUGUUGCCGAGAUGUUGCCGAAUGUUUACUUGGCUCCGGAUGCGCGCAGUACAAUAUGGGGAGGAGCGUCAUUGCUAACAAUGGUCCAAGAUGCGAUCCGACGCUCAAUCGUCAUGCCAUCGUUUUCCGAAUGGGACUAUCUCAUCAAUCUAUCUGAGAGUGACUUUCCAGUUUUGACGCUUUAUGAGCUGGAAGUGCAGCUGAAAUUAAAUCCUCACAAGUCCUACUUGAGCAGUCACGGGUACAACACUGCGCGGUUCAUACAAAAACAAGGUUUUGACUUUGUGUUUGUAGAAUGUGAGAACCACAUGUGGAGAAUUGGGAAGAGGAAUGAGUUUCCACGUAAUCUACGUGUUGACGGUGGUUCUGAUUGGGUAGUCCUCCACAGGAAUUUCGCUGAAUAUUCUAUAUCUGAUGAUGAAUUGGCAGUGAAAUUGCGUACUUUAUUUUCUAGCGUAAUUUUACCAGUGGAGAGCUUCUUUCAUACAGUGAGUACCUUUUUUUUCCAAUUUAUGAAUAGAAUUCCAAGCACUGGUGGUUGCCAAAUCCCGAGAGCCGUUUCAAGUACUAUCCCCCUAAAUUGUAUCAGUAUCAAAUCUUCGUUUUACUGA
Molecule: messenger RNA, 1158 nt
Organism: Angiostrongylus costaricensis
Lineage: Eukaryota; Metazoa; Nematoda; Chromadorea; Rhabditida; Metastrongylidae
Source: the annotation of a GenBank genome assembly